AUGCACAUUUUAAAGGCUAUAGUAGCUUUGCUACUUCCACAGCUGGGAUUGAGUCUAGCCACGCCCAAACCAGGGAAUGAAACUGCUGGGUAUGUUCCAGGGACGUCAAGUCAUUAUGCCAAAGUCAGAGAUCAAACGUAUCACUAUCUUCUCGCCGAGCCUACCUCUUCCCAGAAAGGGACCAUCUUUCUAUUGCACGGGAUACCGGAUCUUUCGUAUGGCUGGCGCUAUCAGAUUCCUUCUCUUGCAAAGCUUGGCUAUCGCGUGGUUGCUCCGGACAUGUUGGGCUACGCAGGUACUGAUUCCCCUUGCUCCGUCACUCACUGGGCUCGCAAGGAACUUGCAGCCGAUAUAGCCGACCUCAUAGGACAGCUCGUGCCCAAAGGGGAACAAGUCAUCGUCGGUGGGCAUGACUGGGGUGCUGGCCUGACCUACAAAGUUGCUCUCUGGCACCCCGGGCUUGUCAAAGCAUUCUUCACCAUCGCCAUUCCCUACAUCCCUCUUUGGCUGGGCCCUACAAAGGAUUGGGUUGAUAUGUUAGAUCUUGUGCAAAAUGGCACUUUCCCGACAAUGGGAUACCAACUACAAUUUCGUAAUGAAGCCUUGGAGCGCAACGUUACGAGCCUGAGCCAGAUCCGGUCAUUCCUCAAUGGCGUCUAUGGUGGCACGACAUCGGACGGGAAAGGCGCCUUCUCUCCUCAGAAUGGGGUUGAUUUCGAUAUUCUCGAUCAGUUAGGCCCCAGCCCAUUAGUGUCCAGUGAAGACAUAGACUUUUACGCCAAAAGGUUUCAUAUCAAUGGCAUGCGGGGCCCCUUCAACUGGUAUCGGACCAGAAGGAUGGAUUGGGAGGACGAGCUGCCAUUCUUCAAGAAUGGCCCAAUCAAGUAUAAAAUGCCCGUUCUCUUCAUGCCCGCGACCAAGGAGCCAGAUACUAUGCCGCCAGAUAUUUGGACCGACAUGGGCGACUAUUUUGAGUCGUUGAAGAUUCAAGAAUUGGACUCAAAUCACUUCGCACACUGGGAGGCUGCCGACAAAGUCAACGAGGCCCUUGCAACUUGGCUGCCAACGUUGCAAUAG
Molecule: messenger RNA, 1077 nt
Organism: Clonostachys rhizophaga
Lineage: Eukaryota; Fungi; Ascomycota; Sordariomycetes; Hypocreales; Bionectriaceae
Source: the annotation of a GenBank genome assembly